Aspergillus sclerotioniger CBS 115572 is the source of this 2076-nucleotide messenger RNA. RefSeq names its product fungal specific transcription factor domain-containing protein. Bases 96 to 1934 code for a protein of 612 amino acids. Gene Ontology annotation, biological process: regulation of DNA-templated transcription. Gene Ontology annotation, molecular function: DNA-binding transcription factor activity, RNA polymerase II-specific; zinc ion binding; transcription cis-regulatory region binding. NCBI's taxonomy places the organism in Eukaryota, Fungi, Ascomycota, Eurotiomycetes, Eurotiales, Aspergillaceae. The transcript is spliced from 4 exons. The record is from RefSeq and is a predicted model, not a curated record. Gene Ontology annotation, cellular component: nucleus.
CCCGCCGGCUUGACACGGAAGUCACCCAUCCGAGUCUCUCCGACGAGCCACAUCUUGAAGCCUGAUAUUUCAGGCAUCAAAAUCAUUUGGUAAAGAUGGAGAGGCCUAAGCCAGCCUAUGGCCAAGCCUGCACGCAAUGCUACAAGGCCAAGUGUCGGUGUGUGCGUACCACAAAUGGCGGAAAUUGCGAAAGAUGUCUCCGACUUAGGAAACGAUGUCAACCAUCAGAGUCGCUUCGCCGGCGGAAUGCCCAGGCGGCUGAAGAGUCCGAUGCGCGGAUUGCUCGGCUUGAAGAUAAGAUGGACGGCUUGUUAUCUGCAAUGCAAUCCUUCGUCGGUUCGGGGGCUGUCCCUCCCAUCCACGGGCAUGGCGUAUCACAGCCCUUUCCUUUCAACACUUCUUCAUCGAAUGCCACUGGUGUGGGCUUCGGUGAGGGGCCGACCACAGCAGACUCCAGUGCCACAGUGUCACCGACUUCAAAUCCAGUAUUGCAAUACCCGAACUAUCCCUCUCCUGCAUUAUCAAGCCAAGAGGAUGAACAGAUUGAAUACUUUCGAUCCCGCAUGCUGCCAUGCUUUCCUUUCAUUUACUUUACUCCAAACAUGACCAGCCGUUAUCUGCGCGAACACAGGCCUUGCUUACUCCAAGCCAUCCACACCAUUACUACGUUCUCGACACAGGAAAGACUGGUCCAGAUUGACCAUUUGAAGCGUCUCCUCUUUACUUCUUCUUUGAUCAAAGUGGAGUCAAAUAUCGACCUGCUGCUAGGAGUACUGACGUACCUAGCAUGGAGCACCGACCCUUUUCUUGGCAGAGCAGACCUCGUCUCUCGCCUCAUGAUGCUCGCCAUCUCAUUAGUAUAUGACCUACGGUUGUUCAAGCCAUCCUCGCCGGAUGUACAAAUCAUGAUGACUAUUACCCAGGGCCGGGACGAAAACAGCCAUGAACCCAACGAUGAAACGUCCAAUGCCUUGUUAGAAAGGCAGCGGGCUGUCUUGGCAUGUUUUGUUUUGAGCUCCAAUAUCUCGUCACACCUUGGCCGUCAAGACGCUCUCAGAUGGACACCUCAGAUGGAAGAGGGGCUUCGAGUCCUCACACUGACCGAGUCGUGUCCUACGGAUGCAUUGUUUGUGUCUCAAGUACGUUUGCAGCUGUUAAAGCAAAGAGCGGAUCACGUUCGACAACAGGACGAAACAGAUAUCACCGGAAUAAAUCACGGGGCUUCAGCUCCUCGCUUGUUGUAUGUCAAGAGUUUACGACGGCAGCUGCAUGAGCUAAGAGCUUCAUUCCCGUCGGAUCUACAGAUAGAUAUCCUCAACACGCACGCGCAAUAUGUCGAGUUAUACAUCAACCAGCUCGCAUAUUCCAUAAGCCGAGACUAUUUUGCUCUCAAGUCACCCGGGCGGAGAGGUGACAGCGACACCAUGCUAGGCUUCCAACGCAUCGAAUGUCUGUGGCAGUCAGUCGAGAACAUCAAAGCAUGGCUAGACUUGUUCUACAAUAUGCCUUGCUCGAAACUGAUCGGUCAACCGUUUCACUUCUGGUCACAGAUGAUCCUCAGCAUCACACUUUUGAAGUACCUCUCAACACUCCAAGACCCAGAAUGGGACUGUCAAGCGGUGCGGAACACAGUCGACCUUAUAUCGACGAUGGAUUGUAUGCUCGAGAAACUGAAUCUCCCCAGCAAGGAGCCAGAACUCCAGUGCAAUGACCACUUACUCACCUAUCUCUCGAAACUCUUAACCAAAUGUCGGGAGUGGGCGGAAGCUCGGUGGAAUACAAUCACUCAGAUACAAGACGUCGAGAGUGUCACUGGAACUACCAGUCAGGCUCACCAAAUCCCAGACCUAGACCAGAUAGUCUGGAUGCAGUCGAUGGAUCUGGGAGAUGAUGAGUGGUUUGAUAGUGUGCUGAGUAUACCCACGUUUUCUUAGAAUUGCUCUUUUCAGCUGCGCCUUACGAAAUCUCCUUCUUCUCCUACAGUUUCCAACCAAUCCCACGAUCAGACUUUUUGAUGUUUCCAGAAGAGACGAUAUAUUGAUCAUUUAAGUACCAUCUAGAGACCUAUCCCCUUUC